Cladophialophora yegresii CBS 114405 is the source of this 2508-nucleotide messenger RNA. RefSeq lists its product as uncharacterized. Gene Ontology annotation, molecular function: transmembrane transporter activity. The record is from RefSeq and is a predicted model, not a curated record. The transcript has 2 exons. NCBI's taxonomy places the organism in Eukaryota, Fungi, Ascomycota, Eurotiomycetes, Chaetothyriales, Herpotrichiellaceae. The coding region runs from base 1 to 2508 and encodes 835 amino acids. Gene Ontology annotation, biological process: transmembrane transport.
AUGGCUCGAACUAUUCGUGAUCUAGAACGUCUUGUGGCAGAAGCCGUCGAGCUUGCUGAAACAGCAGGGGCUCCUGUCGACCAAUCCUUACCGGACGAGACACGCCAGAAUUUGGCGCGUCGUCCAACUUUGGGUCUUGCAAAGAAGAUUAGCCAGUACCUCGAGGAAGUUUCUUCGAAAGCGACCGAGCCAGAUCCCACAUCGAACAGCGAAUCGCCGAGUUCGAAACCAUCUUCGCCCAAGUCGCCGUACCCUCAGGACCAGAAGGAGAAGGAAGUCGAGACAGUUCGCUGUCAGGGUCCCUGUAGCGCUGAUGAUUUGCUCGUCCUACCACCCGAACCGGUCGCGGAGCCCAUGUACGACAAAAGGCCAAAACUGGUACGAAGCAGAACAUCAAUUGAGGCGAGCCCGAGUUCCCCUGGAGCAAAGAGCCUCUUUCUCUCACCUCCUCAAAUCGGACCUCGGACCACUUCUGCAAGACCCGAUGACGAGAGCCGACCUCAUAUGCCACUGCCCACACCUGCCAUUCAGUUGAAUAGCGACAAGCUGAAGGUUCACUUCGAGGAAGACAAGGAGCCGCUGCUCUCAACACCCCGAUCGGGUCAUGAAAGACACUUCAGCGAUAUGUUUGGAGUCCCUUCCCGACAUGUGAGCAUCAACAUGGCGCAUCCAGCGGCAUCCCCAGAUUACAAGAUCGACCUCAAGGGUGCACGCCAUGUCGAUAUAGCUAAGAGCCCAGACGACUUGAACGUUCACAGUACUUGUCAUCAUGCUCCUGUAGCACGAAACUGGCCGGGCUCGCGGAAGCGUUUCGCUGCAUGGAUGAGCUGCAUCAACACCGCCUGCAUCGGUAUACUCCUCGGCAUAUAUGCAGGAGAAGUACCCGCAAUCCAAUACGUGAUUGUCGACGUCAACCGACAGGUAAUCCUUGGGAAUGUGUGCCUUUACAUCGGCUUGGCCAUUUCCACCUUGAUCUUCUGGCCCCUGCCUCUCCUGCACGGAAGGAAACUGUACACGCUCGUUUCCCUGGCAUCAGCAUUGUGCUUACAGAUACCUCAGGGGAUCAUGGUACUCUCUUUCAGAGAUCCGCACGUAGGGCGGUACCGCAUCGUACUGCUUUUGUCCCGUGGUAUAUCGGGCUUUGCUCUCGGAUUUGCCAACAUCAAUAAUUUCGCGACGUUGUUGGAUGUCUUUGGCGCGUCCCUGCAGAGUGACGAGUCGCAGGAACAAGGCAACCCGUACGAUGUUCGCAGACAUGGUGGAGGGAUGGGGUUGUGGCUAGGAUUCUGGUCCUCCUGCUCUCUUGGCACAAUCAGUAUUGGCUUCUUGUUAGGGGCGACUAUCAUCAACGGCACGUCUGUGGACUGGGGCUUCUGGGUUUCGUCGCUGCUGCUGAUGCUUGUAACCCUGCUCAACGUCAUGGCACCGGAAGUGCGUCGAUCUGCCUUCCGUCGAACCAUUGCGGAGAUCACUGGAGAAGGAGGCAGCUUCAGCAGGGUUGCUCGUGGCGAGAUUAAGUUCCAUCUCACCGGGAAUGGGCCCUACUGGUGGGGCGAGGAGGUUCUUGCAGGUAUCCGGUUGAGCUGGCGCAUGGUCAAGCAGCCAGGCUUUUUGGUGCUGUCAAUCUAUGGCGCUUGGGUCUAUGCGCAAUUCAUCCUAGUGAUCAUGUUGCUGGGCGCCCUGGCCUCGACUCAGUACCGGUUGCACGCAAACGAAGUCGGUGUCUGCGUCUUCUCUCUCGCUCUCGGGUCAGUAUCUGCAAUACCUUUUCAGACUGGUUCCUGGUUCAGUCGUUCUCGUUACCACCCAUCUCGGACCGACAGCAUGACAUUCCAAAAGGCAAUGGUCUGGUCUUCGCAUACUGUACGACGAUUGUUGUACACACUGUUCCUGCCGCUCACAGCAAUCGGAUACGCACUCUCCUCCAGAGACCCGCCGUUUCCAAUCGCAGUGCCGUGCAUUUUUGCGGGUCUUGUUGGUUUCGGCGCGAACCUAGCAAUCGCAGAGUGUUUUGCUUUACUGAUGGGUACGUUCGAUACAUCAGACUUGCAACCGGGCAUGACUGGUCGUCCGGCUCGAAAAUCCAUCACGGGGCGCAUCCGAGAGCAAAGAACCAACUUUUCCUGCUAUCCACGAGUUAGUGCUGGCGUUGCAGUGACUCAGUUCCUCAUGUUUGUAUUUGGCGCCGUCGCCACAGGAAUUGGUGGUCGCGUGGAACGAAGAUAUGGUGCAGAACAGUCCGCUGGCAUCGUCGCUGGUGUUCUGAUGGCACUCACGCUUGCUCUCACCGUGGUACUGUACAAAUGGAAGAGUGUCCAGAUGAUUCCUGUUGGUCGGGAUCGUACCAGGGAGGAGAGUGCGGAGGGUUGGGAACCUGUAAUCCUGGGUCUUCCAAGCGGAUUCACCCGCAAGAUAAACACACUUGAAGCAGGCACUUACAGCCGGUGGUCAGAGAUUCGACGUCGGAACCAUUUGACAACGGAGCUUCGAGAGGUUGAAGGGCUCUAG